Molecule: messenger RNA, 617 nt
Organism: Ceutorhynchus assimilis (cabbage seed weevil)
Lineage: Eukaryota; Metazoa; Arthropoda; Insecta; Coleoptera; Curculionidae
Source: the annotation of a GenBank genome assembly
UGAAGGAGCAUACAGAUGCUGUCGUUAGUCGUGAUUAAAUAGGUCGGUGAACCAAUAUUGUGUGUUACGAUAUAUCGUAAAGAAAAUGAUCAAAGAAGUGAUUAUUUUACUGGUGGGCUUUAUAGCCUUGGGCUAUGCAAUUCCAGUAGAAGAAGAAGCACCUGUGGUUGGAAGCGCUGUAGUUCCAGUUGCUGAUGAUCUUGAAAGUGACGAUUUAGCACCAGCUGCCAGUGCUUGGGGUGGCGGUGGAUGGGGAAGGAGAUAUGGCGGAUGGGGUCAUAGAGGCGGUUAUGGUGGUGGAUGGGGUGGCGGUUACGGAGGCGGAUGGAGACAUAGAGGAUAUGGUGGUGGCUGGGGCGGAGGCCACGGAGGUGGAUAUUGGGGAUAAAUAAAAAAUAAUGGCCAUUUACUUAGAUUAGUAGUAUUACUGUUUUAUUUUUAUUUUUAAAUGUCAUUUUGUUUGGUCAGUAUUUGAAAAUUAUGUGAUUUUUUUUGGAUGAAUAAUAAUACAUAUUGAAAAUAAAAGAGUUUUUGUCAAAACAUUAUUACCUGUGGUUUAUGUUUUACUUGAGUUGUGUCAUAGAUGUUGUGUAUCUCCAGAUAAGCCUCAGUUUUCU